This is a messenger RNA of Pseudomassariella vexata, 1637 nucleotides long. RefSeq lists its product as uncharacterized. The record is from RefSeq and is a predicted model, not a curated record. The transcript has 2 exons. Gene Ontology annotation, molecular function: FAD binding. The coding region runs from base 174 to 1481 and encodes 435 amino acids. Lineage: Eukaryota; Fungi; Ascomycota; Sordariomycetes; Amphisphaeriales; Pseudomassariaceae.
CAAUAAUUGCCGACCGGAACUUCGAUCAGCGGGAGUUAGGGUCGUGUGGGAUAGAAAACCAGAUGCAGGAAACCUCCGAGGUAAGUAAAAGAGUAGCAUUGUGAAACUCUAAUCCAUGUUCAUCAUCCUCUGGGACCUCAACUGCUAGCAUAUCGUUAUAUCCUACUGUCGCAAUGACUGAGGGUAAUUUCCGUGUCAUUAUUGUCGGUGCAGGCCCCGUUGGGCUGUACGUGGCUCACGCCAUGGAGAGGGCAAACAUUGACUAUGUUGUCUUGGAGCAACAUUCCACGGCACUGAAUCCUUCAGGGCAACUGCUCUUUACCUGGCCUCAAACUGUUCGACUUCUCCACCAACUUGGUCUUCACCAAGAUGCGAAAGAAGUCGCCAUCCCGAUUCAUUACAAGAAAAGGGUUUAUGGCCAUGAUGGAAGUAUUACUUCCACUAAUCAAUUCUGGGACUACGUGGAACCAAGUCACGGAUACCCCUUCCUUCCCAUGCUCAGAAGUGAUCUGAUCAAGAUCUUCUACACGAAUCUGAAAGGAAGAGACACGAAUAUCAUCACUAGCGCCGAAGUCGUCGAUAUUGAAACGGACAGCGAGGGAGUUCGAGUGCAGCUCGCCAACGGCCGAAUCGUGGAGGGCUCCGUCGUAAUCGGCGCAGACGGUGUUCAUAGCAAGAGCCGCAAACUCAUGCACAAGCUCGCCGGACAGGGGCCUCCCGAGGAAAUGAUUUCCAGUUUCCAUGGCAUUUUCGGGUGGGCCGACAUUUCAGACCUCUCCAUUGAACGCGAGGUGUUCUUCGAGUCUCGAGGCGCCGGGGCCGUUAUCCAAUGUCUUGGGACACCCAAGAAGCUGCGCUUUGUUACGCUGAAGCCGCUCCCCGAGACUUUCACGGGCCGCAAGAGAUACACGAGACAAGAGAUGGAGGAGUAUGCCGCAUCUGUUGGCGACAUCGCGGUGUGUCCUGGAGUGAAAUUCAAAGAUGUAUGGGAGAGGGCAGAGAAGGACAAGGCGCAGAUGCUGAAUCAGGAAGAGGGAUUCAUGAGCCGCUGGCAUUACGAUCGCCUGGUCCUGGUAGGUGAUGCAGUGCACAAGAGCACGAGCGUCAACGGCCUGGGCAUGACGUGUGGGCUACACUCUGCGGCGGUGCUUGCAAGCCUACUGCAAGGUCUUGUCAAGGCUACAUCUCAGAAGCCAACAACAGAUGAGAUCGACGAUGUCUUUUCUCGCUAUCAAAAAAAGCGCCAACGCGAGGUGAAGCCGGUAUGGGAAGGUGGUUACUCGAUGGUUCGUGAGGUAACACAGGACUCAUUGUGGUCCUGGAUGUGGGACAGAUACAUAUUGCCAUGGUUCGAUGUUGAAGGUCUCGUCAAGGGUCUCAUUCCUUCUUUGUUUUUGAUCAGACAUGGGGACAUCCUCUCAUAUGUCCCCUUUGUAGGCGAGCAAGGAUCGAUCCCUUGGUUACGCCGACCAAUUUCUUAGUAGAACUACUUCAAACUGCCAAUUGAAAAUGAAAAUGGCCAAGUAUUCCAAAUUGGCAAGACUGGAAUUGUGCGGCGUGAAUGACAGCUUCCUCCCAAGAAUGAAUGAUAUGACAAGUAUCACCAUAAAGCGACAUAGAGAUGUGAUUUUUAGACG